CAUUGACUUCAUCUCAUCAAAAUCAACCUGGUUUUACUUCACUAAGGUCAGUGUAGCUGUGGCAGUGAUGUACUUGACUUCAAGUUGAUCGGUUGUAAAUAAACUUCUUUCUGGAAAAAAUCCACAUUCCUUGUGGGAGCUAGCUUUCAUCCAGGUUCUCAUUCUACUGUCAGUCUUAGGCUCUUCUUCUCUAAAGUCCCCUGAUGACCUCCAGGGCUUUAAGGGAAACCUAUCCUCUGAGGUGCAAGCCAGGCUGUGCUAGUUCUCCCUCAUACCAAGCAUCUGCACUGCCUUAUCGUGUCCAUUGCAACCAGGUGCUUUUUUCACUGCCUCAGACAUCAUUUUGAGAAAGGUGUCUGGUUAUUUCUUCUGUGUGGGAUUCCUGUGUAGAAAGCAAGUGAAGCUUUGUGUGUUGUCAUGCAAAGAAGAUGCUGUCUGUUUGGUGUGAAAGUGAAAGCUCAGAUGUGUGCAACUCUAGAACAGGCUGAAUUUGAACCUUACCCAGAGCAUAUUUGCCAGCACUAACUCUGCCUGCUGUGCGGAGUCAAUAGUGUAACAGUAGGAGAAGGGAGUAUGAGAGAAGAACAAAGCCUCAUUGCCUAUGUCUUUAGGGGUGAGUAUUAUCAUUGGGUGGACUGCAAUGUGACCCAAAAUACAAUGGGAAAAAAAAAAGUUAAAUGAAAUCAGAUCACUGUUUACACCUUCUUUGGAAAGAACAAGAGCUAUAUCUGUGUACCCAAAGUGCUGUAGUCCUUUCACUAUGCUGCAAGGCCUACUACAGUGUGAAAUUUUCCUGUGUCUGAAUGAGCGGGGGGGUAUGGGAGCUCCCAGUCCAUACUAAAUACUGAACAGUGACUAUCCCAGGCCAACCCUUUGGUAAGGAUUGCUCUAGUGGUUGAGCAGUGUAGACGGCUGGGCUCCAGUGACAACGAACAAAUACCGUUGGAAGUAUGAGAUGUGGUCUCAAGAUAUUUUUUCAGCACAUCUACUGACAUGUAAUGCUGACACACCUAAAGUGAAAGCAGACUCUUCUGUUGCUUUGAUGUUUAAGAAGAAGAGGAACCAAAACAAAGUCCUGUUUUUAAUAAGGUUAUGCUUCCGCAGCAAGUAGCACUUCAGAGUUUAAGUCGGGCAGAAGAAAUGAAUUUACCCAGCAUCUGAUCAGAUACAAGAGAAGUACAACUAGAUCAGGCUUUUUCUUGGAAGGAAUGAAGGAGGCAAGGAGGGUCUGAAUCUGGUAUAGGUAACUUAAUCGCAAAAAAAAGCAGUUUGCUUAUCUGUGAAUUCAAGAUUCGCUUCCUGUAGUCUCUAAAAAUCCAUAGUGCCUGCAGUCAUCACUACCGUUGCUUAGCUAAGUGCUCAGGGAAAGCAAACAUAGCCAAGUUAGCAUUUUGAAGAAUGUGUUCAUAGUACUAUUCAUGGUCUAAAUUAGAUCAGGAACUGUGGCUUAAAUAGAUCACCUGAUGUUAACUAAAAUACCAAAUCAUAAUUAGCGAGGAAACUUAAGGCGGGUGGCUAAGUCCAUCUGCCACUCAUACACAAAUCUGAUUAGGCUCUAACAUAUGCACCAACAAUUUGUGGUAUGCUAUUUGCUGAGCACAUGUAAAAUGAUUUUCCACAGAAGCCAGUAAUAAACUUAAAUAUUUUGGUAUUUUCCUAAUGCUCUUUGAAGAACAAUACAUUUUUAUAAUGGCACAUUGUCCAGAGCAGCAGAAUUAUAAAUCAUAGUGGGGCUGCCAGAUACCACUCCUACACAAACACGUAUCGGGCAAGGUUUAAGGGAACAUCACUUAUUGAGGUGACAACUGACAGCCUACACAUGCUACAUGUGAGCCACGCAGCCUGAUUUCUGGGGUGUGCAUCACAUCAAACUGCGGAGGGUGGGUGGAAACAAGGAAUGCUUUGCCCAUGGCUCUUGAUGCAGCGAAGGACUGAGGUAGAGGCACGUUCCCAAGCACGGUGCCAGUCCAGGGCACCCUCUGCCUCAAGUCAGGCCUCCAUCUUUGCCAUCUGUGUCAUAACCCAUCAGUGCAUUUCUUCACACUGGAGCUGCAAAGAGACGAACCUAUGCCCUGAGGGGAGCACUGGGCUGUGUUCCCGGGAGCAUUUUGUGGCGGGGCAGCAGCGCAUGCAGCCUGCAGUGCACCUGAUGGGCGGGCCGCCACGCACAGGCCUGCAGCCGCCCGGCCCUGUGGCACAGAGUGCAAAAGCUGAGAAAGAGCUUAUGGGAACGAGAUUAUGCUGCUGAUACCUCCGGGACGCUGUGGGGAUUAUUUACGUCAUUUCUGUCUCCAUAUGCUUUCCUCUCAUCUGCAGUGAGAGACUUCAGAGGUUCAGGCUAAAAGACUGUAAGCAUAGAAUACAAGGGCAGCCUGCUGGCAAGCACCACCACUCAGAAUGCAACUCAGCACCUGAAAUAAAUAGGGACUGUUCUGCCCAGAACGACAGCGGGCGUUGAUACAGAAACAGCACCUUCCCGCUCUGGAAACAUCCCACACCAGGAGCUGGAGCUGCAGACGGCGAGCGGGAAGCACUCUCAGCGCCGCAUCCCAAAGCCCCGCUGCGCGCAGAACGACACAGCCGCUCCCGGCUCCGCGCAGCGCCGCCUCCCGCCCCGCCCCUCCUCGCUCAGAACCGCCCCGGCCUCUCCCCGCCUUCCACUGCCCACGCCGGGUGCCCGAGGCCGUUUUCCGCCCGGCGGCAGAUCGGUGAUCUCGCGGGGCGGCGGGCGCCGGCUGUGCCAAGCUGAAACCGCUGCUGCCGGGAAGCUGGGCGGGGAGACGGCCGAGAUGGUGGAGGACGGCAGCGAGGAAGAGGAGGGGGAGGCUGAGGGAGAGAGAGGGGAGAUGCUGGGGGCCCCGCAGCACAACGGCUUCCUCCCCGGCAAGGAAGCGGAGAACGGCAGCCCAGGAGGAUGCGCGGCGGCCGGGGCCGGAGGGGGCGGCGGGCGGCCGGAGACGCGGCUGUCGCGGCGGCGGCUGGCGGUGCUGGCCGUCUUCAGCUGCUACUCGCUGGUGAACGCUUUCCAGUGGAUCCAGUACAGCAUCCUCAGCAACGUCUUCGUCCACUUCUACGGCGUGUCCUUCACGGAGAUAGACUGGCUCUCCAUGGUGUACAUGGUGGCCUACGUGCCGCUCAUCCUGCCCGCCACCUGGCUGCUGGACGCCCGCGGCCUGCGCCUCACGGCGCUGCUGGGUGCGGGGCUCAACGCGCUGGGCGCGUGGCUCAAGUGCGCCAGCCUGGCGCCCGGCCGCUACGCGAUCACCAUGGCGGCGCAGGCCGUGUGCGCCGUCGCGCAGGUCUUCAUCCUGGGGCUGCCCUCCCGCGUCGCCUCCGUCUGGUUCGGCCCUGCCGAGGUCUCCACCGCCUGCUCCGUGGCCGUGCUGGGCAACCAGCUUGGCACUGCAAUUGGCUUUUUGUUGCCACCUGUUCUGGUUCCAAAUACCCCUGAUGAUAUUGAUCUAAUGGCACAUAAUAUAAGCAUCAUGUUCUAUGGAACAGCAAUAGUAUCCACACUUCUGUUCUUCUUAACGGGCGUUGUGUUUGAAGAGAAACCCAAAUACCCUCCUAGUCACUCUCAAGCACUCCUGCAAGCUAUGCCUCCUGAGGAUUACUCCUACAAGCAGUCGAUUAUUAAUUUGGUCAGAAACGUCCCAUUUGUACUUCUGCUGAUCAGCUAUGGAAUUAUGACUGGAACAUUUUAUUCUGUCUCCACGUUAUUAAACCAGAUGAUAGUAACUCAUUAUGAGGGAGAAGAAGUGAACGCUGGGAGAAUUGGCUUGACACUGGUGGUGGCAGGAAUGGUGGGUUCGAUUAUUUGUGGUUUGUGGCUGGAUUACACUAAAACGUACAAGCAAACUACUUUGAUUGUUUACAUUCUCUCUUUCAUUGGGAUGGUGGUAUUUACCUUCACGCUGGACCUCGGAUACCUUAUACUGGUGUUUGUGACUGGAGGAGUGCUUGGAUUCUUCAUGACUGGCUAUCUGCCGCUUGGGUUUGAAUUUGCUGUGGAAAUCACAUACCCAGAGUCUGAGGGCACUUCGUCGGGUCUCCUCAACGCAUCAGCACAGAUAUUUGGAAUUGUCUUCACACUUGUUCAAGGAAAGCUUACAACAGACUACAGUCCUCGUGCAGGAAACCUCUUUCUUUGCGCUUGGCUGUUUGUGGGCAUUAUCUUAACAGCCUUAAUAAAAUCAGAUCUGCGAAGACACAAUGUGAAUUCAGGAAUUAUGAAUAUGGAUGUUAAAGCUGUACCAGUUGACAAUCCGGUAGGACGUGAAACUUGUACUGCAUUAAAAAUUCAGUCAGAUUUAUAAACCUGAAAGAAGAUGGCUUAGAAACGCACAAUUUUGGUUGAAUGCUGAACAAUAUUAUUUAGUGGAAUCACUGGAUUUAUGCGUAUGGCUAGUAAAGUGUGUUUGGUGAUUUUGUGACAGUUGUGUGGUGGGAGCUAUGAAGAUGCUCCGUUCAUUUUGCCCAAGAUACAAACAAUACAACUUUGUAUGGAAUAUUUAUUUUAACAGAUUUCAAGUUUUGCCAUUUCACUAGUGAAGAACUGUCUGAAUCACAGAAUCAUAGCGGUUGGAAAGGACUUCUGGGGAUCAUCGAGUCCAACCCCCAAAUGCUCUCCAUUCUAGGAAGAAAUGUACAUUUAGGAUGCACACUAAAAUUUGCAUUUGGAAUCCUAAAGUACAGUCGUGAUCAGAAGUAUCUUCUCCCCGAGAAAUCAAAAGUUAGUUAAUUUCUUGUUCAGUCUUUUCUGGUGCAUUUACGAAGUCAGAGUAGGUGGCUGCAUAACUGGAGGGCGUUCAUACUUCUUUUUAAUGUCUCUGAUGUAAGACAGUGUUUCCUUCUGGGAAACUGUCUAUAGCACAAUUCUGAAAACGAGAUGACUGCAAUUAUGUGUUUUGAGUUUCUUUUGCCUUGAAACUUCUUGCUAGAUACUGGCAGGCAGAGGAGAGAAAAUACUUUUUUGUAGAUUCAUCAAGCAUUUCUGGGGAGAUUUAAAGAGUUUCCCACUAGGCAUAUUGAAGACAAUACAUUUCUUAUUAAAUAGAAAGAAAAGAGGAAGAAAGACCACUGAUCUCUAUCUACGGUGAAGUAUUCACAGGCAAUGGAAUACGAUUGCACAGGUUGCUUCCUGCAUAUUUUGAGUGCUUUCUCAGUUCAAAUGAGAGGAACACAUGUUUACAAAGAGAUGGUGCCUUUACAAAGUAAAGAAGAUCCUUGCCUCAUCUUGAGUUUGAACAGUGCUGCUGAAGAAAUUCCAUUUUGCGUGUUAAACCUCCUGAAUAUUUGUGGAGUAUCAGAAAAUGUGUUCUACCUGUUGUGUUGGGUUUUUUCCCCUCCAUUUAUUUCUGUGUUACGUGUUGUAUCACUUGUCUUGUGUACAAUUUUUGUGCUCGUUGUAUAACUUAACAGUUGUAUAACUUGUUCCUCACAGUUAAAAGCUGUAAGGGUGACUGAAAGGAAAAUAGUGAUGUUUCUCUUUGUCUGAUGAAAUACUUGCUGUUUAAAUAAUGAAUCUGAGCUACAAAAGGAGUAUACUUCUUUGCUUUUGUAUUAUUAUUUGUAUUAUUAUUUCUCACUGCAGUGCUUCUGAUGUUGUUGUUCUUCACCUUGCGUACUAUCUACCCAGCUACAGAACUGACAUCGCUGCAGUAAUACUGAGGCUCUUCUAGUACUGAAUAGUCCAGCCAGAGUUAGCAGCAUUGAGGCUUUAGCAGCCUUUAAGGUGAGCCUGCAGUUUCAGUGCCAUCAGUGAUGCAGUCUGUGAGUUCGUACAGCUGUAGUGCCAUCCAGAAGGUUGAAUCCUCCUCAAAGUUUUCUGUGGGUUACAGCUUGGUAUGGGGAACUUUGCAACUCCCAAGAUAGUCUUUCAAGGUGUUAAGUAUAAUUAAAUGCUUUUCUUCUGCCUUGUUUCUCUAUAGAUUUAGAGAUUUUUUUUUUUAUAUAGAAAAGAACCUGUACAUGUAGCUUUCUUAACUUAGCCUCUAAGCUUUGCUCUUAAUUUAGCGUUUUGUGUGAUAAAUGCUUCAGACAUGAGUGGGCUGAAUGGCAGUGUAUAUAUCUGAAAAAGCCAAGCAUAUCUGGAACAUUUGUCUUCCCAAAACCAGUCUGUGCCUCUGCCAGGUCCAGUGCUAGAGAGGGAGUGGGCACACUGUAUGGCUUCUGGAGAGACAAGCUCUAUGAGAGGUGUCCUCUGUGAGACAGCUGAAAGGAAAUGUUCAAAUGGCAGGCAAGGGUGUAAGAGUGAAAGCAGAGACAAUUUAUUUAUCUCAGUUCUUACAUGAAAUGACUAACUGAUAUCAGCUGCCCCAUCCAGGAAUGUACACAUUUUCAGCCUGAGUGAGCAAAGUGGAAGUUCCUUUCUUUUGAUGUGAGUGAUUUUUGCCUUUAGAGAAGUGGUGAUGCUGUGAUAUAUAUAACUCUUCCACAGAAUACAGGUUCAGUAAAUUUUUACUGUGUUCAGAGACAGUGGUUGCUAUGUACGUUCCCUUUUAAAAGCAAAAAUUUAGCAGGACAUUCUGUUUUGGGGGAUGUGCUUUCAAAUGUCCAGUAGAAUCUUUGGUAGUAUCCAGAAUACUUUCUGCAUGUCUACUACGCACUGUUCAAAUUCUAAGGCUGAGCUCUUAAUUUAUUUUUAAAAUUCCUUUCCCCACUUGUUUCCAGUUUGUUUAGUUGUUUUCGUUUGAUUAUUGAAAACUAUUCCAGCCCUGCUGGCUCCUUGUGUUUUUUAUCUUCUGCCAAAUUACUUGGCUGCCCUCUGAAAUUGUCCAAACAAGGUUUUUUGCAUGCUAGGAAGCCUGCAGGGUUCCUGAAAAGAAAAUAUUCUUAAUAAUGAAGACUUAAUUACAUCCUGGAUUUAAUGCAGAUCAAAAGGAACUUGAAAGUUGGAAACCUGUGAGUAUAUAUUUAUUUGAAAGCUAUUUCUGGGCGAGGACUGAGUACAGAAAUAAAAGGUUAAGUAGAGAAAUAAGGAACAAAUAAACCAAUAAUUGUCUGUUUAUCAAAAAAACCCCCGAGGUUCUAGCUUGUGGCAGAAACAGGUUUGGGGUAAUUGGAGCUUUAUUUUUUGCUUUUUUUUGUUGUUGUUUUUAAAUAAUAUCUUGUCAAUCAAAUGUGUCUGGAAUUAGAAAUAGUGUUUCUGGCUUCAUGAACCGUGAGAUUGUGGUUCAGCCCCCUCCUGGCAGAGGCUAAAAAUCGUUACUGCUUAAAGAGUAAUCAGACAAGGAAUGGGGUCGUGUAUGCCAACUAUGAGAGGAUGGAGUCGGCAACCACGUGAGGAGAGCCAUCCCAGUCCCAUGUGUUAAUUUGUGUUUUUUAAGUCUACUUUUCUUUUGGGUGUUUCAAGAGAAUUCUGGUGGUUGUGAGAUUAUCAUGCAAUUUUGAGCACAAGCAAAAGGUCCAUUUGCAAGUUAUCCGUGGUCCAUCAGAGUGCAUGCUUUCAGCUGCAGGAUUCAGAGAUUAGCCUUUCAAAGAAAUCUGUUAGUUUCUUCCAGACUAUGUUAUGUUUUUUGCUAACUUAAGUGGGAGAGACCAAGAGAGCACUGACACAUUGGCACUUUUGUAUUGUAAUGUAAGCCUGAAGUCCUCUUUCUGUUCUCUAAGUGCAUAACUAUCACACCUGUAUGGCAUAGUCUGGGGUUUCUGCAGUCAGAAUCUUCCUUUCACAGAUUGGAAGAUAAUUCUUUCAGAGUAUUUAUUUUGUAGAGAAGUGCUUGCCCACAGUAUCUCUUCCUGUUGCUAAAUGCUUAUCUUUAAAAAGGAAGAAUGAGGGAAGUGGGAAGAAUAUAUGUGAGUCAUUUCAAGUUAAGGCUUUCAUGAUCGCAUCCUCUUAACCAUCCUAUUUGUUCAGGAUAAUCUGUUGCCUCUGGAACUAUCACAGGAGUGUGUGUUUAAUGUUAUCAGCCUAUGUUUCCUAGUGGAAAAAAUGCUUUUUGAAAAAGCUUUGGACUAACUUCUGUGUCUAUGACUAAGUGAAAUAGGGUUAAGCUGUAUAUAUCACUCUGAUUUUCCGUUCUGUGAACUCAUUGGUUUUCCUUUGUGAAUGGGAAUGUAGUGUUGGUUGUUGUCUUGCUGUACUUGUACAUAACACCUCCUGAAGCGUUAGAAACUGCAAACGGUUCAUAGCCCACGAGCUAAGCUGUUGUAUCUGCGUUUUAUCCCCCUACACAUAACAUGCUGCCUGGAAUCUGUGAAAUUAUGUUAAUACACAGAAUAGAAUGGAACAAGCAAAAAUAUGCCUAGGAGAAAUGCAUUUCCUUGUAAGACCUGUGUUAUUUACCGCUCAUCUUUGUUCUCUUGGAGAUGGUGAAGAUUUUUGCUGUAAUUUUUGUUAUUGUCCCAUUCUUUGUUUCAAAAGAAAAUAAAAAAAUCCCUAUGAAUAUUC
This is a messenger RNA of Numida meleagris (helmeted guineafowl), 8392 nucleotides long. RefSeq names its product putative deoxyribonuclease TATDN3. The record is from RefSeq and is a predicted model, not a curated record. NCBI's taxonomy places the organism in Eukaryota, Metazoa, Chordata, Aves, Galliformes, Numididae. The coding region runs from base 2790 to 4316 and encodes 508 amino acids. The transcript has 10 exons. Gene Ontology annotation, cellular component: membrane; mitochondrion. Gene Ontology annotation, molecular function: heme transmembrane transporter activity; hydrolase activity, acting on ester bonds; heme binding. Gene Ontology annotation, biological process: heme export; erythrocyte differentiation; transmembrane transport.